CAAGCAACCACACAACCUUAAGAAAACUCCAACUUUAAGAGUUAGUUUAGUUUGGCCACCACCAUGUUUGCACUGGUGGAUUAUGAUUAACUAGGUGACGGCUGUGACGGUGGGGGAAGUUCAUGCUGAGGACAAUGUUUUUACCACAACGGUUGCCACUUCAGGAAGUCUCCCUGAACACGUGCUGAGUGGGAGGACAACCUUGCAGCUGGGUGAUGGUCUCAGAACCCAGAAGGCCACCCUGAUCGUGGUUCACACUGACGGCAGCAUCGUGGAGGCUACUGGUCUCAAGUCUGCUGCUGCAAUGGUAUCAGGCCCACAGACCCCUCCCACCCCACUGACUCCGCCCCAGGACAAAGACUCGUGCUCCAAGUACAACUGGGACCCCUCGGUGUACAACAGCGAGCUGCCGGUCCGCUGCAGGAACACCAGCGGAGUCCUUUACAAGACCCGACUGGGAUCAGGGGGUAAAGGUCGCUGCAUCAGACACAACCAGCAGUGGUUCACGCCCACUGAGUUUGAAGGUCUGGCGGGAAGAGCGAGCAGCAAAGACUGGAAGAGGAGCAUCCGAUACGCCGGCAGACCUCUGCUCUGCCUCAUACAAGAGCGUAUCCUGAACCCCCACGCUGCUUCCUGUACGUGUGCAGCCUGCUGUGAUGACCUGACAGGGUGUCCAAAGGACGGAGAGACUCUGAUCCCAGAAAACAUCAGUAUGACCGGUCCGGUCCGCCUCUUCGUCCCGUACAAGAGACGGAAGAAGGACAAUGAGCCUCUCGUCUCCUCCCCGAAAAAAGAACUUCCUGCCACCAAAAACAUCAUGCUGACCCCAGGGACCACAUUCACGGUGUCCCCGUCAGGACAGUUCACCACCUCCGGCACCUUGACCUUUGACCGCACGCCAGCGAGCGACGCCACCGCAGCCGCCGCAGCUGCUGCCGCCAUCAUCUCAGAGGGCUCAGCGCAGAGCGAGGUGUUCGCCAGCACAGCAGUGCUGACAGCGUUGCCGGCGCUGGCCGUGACCCCUCAGCCAAUUCAGGCCAAGAUGGCGGUGACGAUGGCGGCUGCGUCUCCCACGGCGGGGCUGGUGAGCGGGCUGGAGGUGGGGCCUGUAUGCGGGCUGGGCCCGGUGGUCAGCGAGGGGCAGAAGGACACCUGGCUGUACCUGGAGGAGAUGGCCAACACGCUGAUGAGCAACGUGCAGCAGCUGAAGGCGUUGAUCGAACAGGCUAAACACGCUGCAGGGGACACCGCAGGGGUCAAAGGUCUGGGAGGCAGGAAGGAGUGUGGUCUUACUCAUUCGUUUCAGAACCAAAUCACAUUUCAGCAGCCGGACGACUCGGACGCCAAGAGGAGCUCUGACAUCACCGAGAUCAUUAUCAACCGCCACCCUGCACAGCAGCGGCCUGCUAGCUUGCCUGCGAAAGCCGCCUCGGCCUCGUCUGGGUUCGGCGGGGACUCGGCUUCCAUGUCGAUGUUUCCCGGUUCCGCCAUCACGGCGAUCGUGGUGACUUCGGCCUCCGAUUCGGUAUCCGAGUCCACUUCCUCCACCGGCGGCAUGCCGAUGGGCGGUUCAUCCAGCCCGAGCGCCUUCGUGGCCGAGUCCGCUUCGUCCAUUCCUCCGCCGAACGACAAGAGCCGAAUGUGA
Messenger RNA from Cottoperca gobio, 1645 nucleotides. RefSeq names its product DEAF1 transcription factor (gene deaf1). Lineage: Eukaryota; Metazoa; Chordata; Actinopteri; Perciformes; Bovichtidae. Gene Ontology annotation, cellular component: nucleus. The record is from RefSeq and is a predicted model, not a curated record. Bases 305 to 1645 code for a protein of 446 amino acids. Gene Ontology annotation, molecular function: DNA binding; DNA-binding transcription factor activity, RNA polymerase II-specific. The transcript has 12 exons. Gene Ontology annotation, biological process: regulation of transcription by RNA polymerase II.